Vidua chalybeata is the source of this 4479-nucleotide messenger RNA. RefSeq names its product STE20 related adaptor beta (gene STRADB). Gene Ontology annotation, biological process: protein phosphorylation. The coding region runs from base 355 to 1605 and encodes 416 amino acids. The record is from RefSeq and is a predicted model, not a curated record. The transcript has 12 exons. Gene Ontology annotation, molecular function: protein kinase activity; ATP binding; protein serine/threonine kinase activator activity. Lineage: Eukaryota; Metazoa; Chordata; Aves; Passeriformes; Viduidae.
CCCCGCCGCUGAGCCCGGCGGAGCCGGCAGCGGGGCGGGGUUCUGGCGGGAGGCGCGGUGGCGGCGCCGGCCCCCGGCCCUGACUCCGGCGGCGGCGGGCAGGAACGGGCGCUGCCGCCCUGUAAGGCUGCUCGGCUGCGCCGAGGCUCCGCGCUGGCCGCGCCCUCAGCCCCGCUGCGGGGGCAGCCGGGCGGGCCGGGGAGAGGGAGCAGCGCACACCGAACUUGGGAGGCGGCUGCGGGGAGCGGAACCCUGUCCCGGCCACCGCGGGAGGCCAGAGGGAGGCGGGGGCCCAGCGAGGAAGGUGAGGAUAAAUGGGUGUGUAUGACUUUUCCCCUGAUCUAAAGUGGUUCCAUGUCUUGUUUGGACUGCUCCUGUAUUCUGCGUACGCCAGUUGAAUCAAUCAGACCAGAAGAGCUAUCACAGAGCAGCAUCCAUGAAUGCCUGGCUGAUUCUGAUCUAGCCUGGAUUCCCCCAUCUACAGGAAAGAAUGAAAUGGUAUUUUGCUCUUCUAAUGUCUCUCAUUAUGAACUCCAGCUGGAAAUAGGAAGGAGGUUCAACAAUUUAACUUCAGUCUACCUUGCACGGCAUACACCUACAGACAGGCAAGUUGCUGUAAGGAUCACAGACCUUGAAAAUUGCUCUGAAGAGCACUUGAAAGCCUUACAGAAUGAGGUGGUUUUAUCACACUUUUUCCAGCAUCCCAACAUAAUGACAUUUUGGACAGUGUUUACAGCUGGAAGCUGGCUUUGGGUCAUCUCCCCAUUCAUGGCCUAUGGUUCAGCUAGACACCUGCUGAAGACUUACUUUCCUGAAGGAAUGAGUGAAGCUUUGAUAGGAAACAUUCUGUUUGGUGCAAUCAGAGGAUUAAAUUACAUGCACAAGAAUGGAUAUAUUCACAGGAAUAUUAAAGCAAGCCACAUUCUGAUUUCAGAGGAUGGGCUAGUUUCUCUCUCUGGCUUAAACAACCUCUACAGUUUAGUUAGCAAUGGACAGAAGUCAAAAGUGGUGUAUGAUUUCCCCCAGUUUAGUACAUCUGUGCUUCCUUGGCUGAGUCCUGAACUACUGAGACAGGAUUUGUCUGGCUAUAACAUGAAGUCUGACAUUUACAGUGUGGGAAUUACAGCAUGUGAAUUAGCCAAUGGACACGUUCCAUUUCAAGAUAUGCCUCGCACUCAGAUGCUGCUGCAAAAGCUGAAAGGUCCCACCUACUGUCCUUGGGAUAUACAUACCUUUCCCCGGGGGGAAUCGAGGAUGAAGAAUUCCCGAUCAGGAGUUGAUUCCGGAAUUGGUGAGAGCAUGACACGCACAAUGACCAGUGAAAGACUUCAAAUGCCCUUUUCCAAAACAUUUUCACCUGCUUUCCACAACUUGGUAGAACUUUGCUUACAACAGGACCCUGAGAAAAGGCCAUCAGCAAGCAGUUUGCUUUCGCAUACGUUCUUCAAACAGAUAAAGGAACAAACACAGAAUUCACUACUGUCCCUAUUACCACCUCCUAUUCAAAAUAACAGAUCAGAGUUCUUGGCACUGCCCUCAACAGUAGUUGGGACUGAACUUGGACGUAUUGCUACAAAUCAAGAUGAUACAGACUGGGAAUUCUAAAUAAAUACCAGUUAUACCUCUCCAGUGUUUCAGAGAAGGAAAAUGUGAUUUGUAUUUGCUGCUUUUGUAUGACUAAAAUACAAUUAGACCAAGUAUACUUGAAAUGCCAUGAAGUGGCUAUAAUUCAUUAACUUCCUCUUGGCAUCACAAAAUGCAAUGUGCCUCACUCUCUGACUGUAAGGAAAACUGUGUGUAAAGAAUGGCUGAGUCUCACCUCUCUCUUUCAAAGUCUUCCUUAACAAGAGAGUCCUUGCUGUAAUCUUACUCUGUACUGUAUUAUCAGCUCAUAGUGCUGCAGUCCACAUGCCUUUCUGAACUGAGGCCUGGGGUUUAGCUGUGAUCUUACCUAAACAUCUAUUUGUCUUUUCAUUAUGACCCAAAUCAUUUUAGUAAGGAGAAGUCCUCCAUUUCCAAGUUGAAAUGUGAAACUGCACAGAUUACUUGCUUAUGUAAAUAAAUGUUUCUCUCUGAAAAGACGUUUUUCUCACUUAACAUGCUGUCAUACUUGCCAAAAGUUAGGUAUGCAUCAUUUUUCAUGCAGUUUUAAUACUGUGUGUUUCCCAAAGAAGUUAAGCUGCUAAGUGGGACUCCUGCUCUUGAAUCUGUUCAUAGUCUUAGUACAAAUCUGGGCUUUUGCACCUCUGUUUAUUGUUGUAUCAUUUUAGCAGUUAAUCUGAGGAUGUCUCGCUAUGCAAAGUCUCAAGUUCUAGCAGGUACGGGUUAAUUUUGAAGAGUCAAAUAAUCUAAAGUUACUGUACAUAUUUUUAUUUAUACUGUAUUCCUUUUCACCACCAGAAUUUACCAGAACCUAAUACUGUUUUCUUAGAAGAAAGGCAACAUGCAUUAAGCUUCACUGGCACUGCUGCUGGCAAACAAGCCUCUUCUGCAAGGCACAGUUAAAUUCCUGUGGAUCAAUUCAGCCAUACUAAGAACCUAAUACUCCCCUAGGAUCCUAGUGAAUUUACCUAUUCUAAGUCAGAUGAAAAGCUGUCUUCUCCCUGCAAUUCAGUAAUUUCUCACCUCUCAUACUGUACCAGGCAACUCAAACUGAACAAACCCAGCUUUUUUUCUUUUAAAAACCUGGAUAUUCUCAUCAUGCUGUAGCAAAAGUUGGGUCCCAAAGCCACUAGUACUUUGCGGAUGGAAGCAUGAUGGUGGUAAAAAAGUAUUAAUAGACAUUGGAUGGAUAUAUUUUAAAUUUUCAACAUAAAGAACAUUCCACAUAAGUCUUCAAGUCUUCCAUAGCUGAGCAGGCCUGUAGCCAACUCUAAGAACACUGCUGCAUUGCCAGCAGCUUUGCUACAAGGCCUUGAAGACCAAAUGACUCAAAUACAAGCCUGAGAGACACAUAAAAUUCUAAAUGACCACAUAAAAGAAUCAGCAAAAAAGUUGAUUCUACUCAUUAUGCUGUGAAGAGAGCUCUAUAUUCCUAAACUUAUCAUGUAAACUUGAGAUUAAAGACCUAUCAAUAAACUUAUCUGCCUCCAUUUAUAUCUGUAAUUCUUGGAUUUCUGUUUUCACCAUAGUCCAGACAUUCUAUCAGCUUCUUGUUACUACAGGGAAAAAAACCCCCAUCAUAUUUAUGUCAAUCAUUAGGUAAGGAAAUAGUUGUCAAAAGUAGAAAAUUAUUCUGAUUUAAAAAUAUUAAUAACUUAAUUGUGUACUCUUGGAGAAGAUACUAUUUUCAUGUGAACCCCAUGUUCUUAGCCAUUGUAGAUUUGGACUGUUUGCAAGUCAAAUAUGUUAGAUAGCAUCUACAAGUAACUUUUGACUAACAUAGUAUACAUAAAAACCAAGUCAAAUAAGUGAGAACACACAUGAAGUUCUACAUAUUUUAAUUUUAAUCUCUGAAUAAAUAUUACUACUAUUAAAACCUGUACAAAGUUUCAGGUAGCUUAACUGCUAGUAUUUUCAAGCUUUUCUUGCAACAAGUGCCAUGGGCUCUAUAAAAAUGAACUUGGAUACUAAUAACAAUGGCAGUACAAAGUUAUUCAAACCACUACAUGUUCCAGUGGAGUUACUUUGCUGCCCUCUCUGUGGAAAAAAAAAAUUAAAAACAUUUCUAAACACUGUUCCAAUUUCUGUACUGACAUUAAGAAGAAAAUCAAAUCAAUUUUUUUUAAAGUUAAAAGCACACAAGUCUUUACUCUUAGAACUACUGCCUCUCAAAAACUGUCUCUUCAAACAAAAGCAAUUAAGAUGCACUGUGACUUCUUAAAAUAACCAGAAAUACUUGAAUACUCCCUGGAUUAUAUUUACUGAAAGGUUUGAUAUAAUUUUGCUCAUUAACUGAGAUGCUUUCUAUUAAGGAAUAAUGCCAAAUAAAUAUUAGUUAGGAAAGCAGAUGUAUAAUCAUAUUUUUAAGGUUUCAACUACCUGCCACUGAAAAGAUGAUCUGGGAAACAAUUGUUCUGAAAAUCUGAAGUUUUUGCAUACAGUUAAGUUUUCAAAAUCUGAGGUUGAUGAUCUGCAUUGUUAAGAUUCAAGUUGCAGAGACUUUAUAUUCCAAGCUGACAAUUUUAAGCACAAUAGUUUUUUGUUGGGUUGUGGAUUUUUUCAGAACACUUGUUUGCUCUUGCUCAUAUCACUGAUGCAUGCUAUCAGCAUGUGAAUUAGAAUUAAACUUGGACUUGAAAUUUCCAAGUAUUUUGCAUUUAAGGCUCCAUGUGAUGUAUUUUCAAAGGGGCUUAUAAAACCUCUACAUUUGCAAAAUCUCAUGGCCAAUUAAACCAAAAUUUAUCUAAUCUGGUUACUUUUGAAAUACUUGUGAAAACAAUACGAGUGUUUUUUUGCAGCCACCUUUCAUUAUGCUAACAUUUAGCACUAUGUAAAAUAAAUACCUGUAUAAUAGAAAACUUCUGUUAAUUAACAUUA